CUUAGCUGUCACAGCAGUUAAAGAGACUCCUGUCUUCUCCCCAUUGGUCAAACACCCUUUUCCAUUUCACUCAUUGCCGUUAUAUGUUCUAAGCCAACGCCUCUCUCCCUCUCAUGAAUUUACCUAUUAUUCCUGGUUUUUUCUUGAAGAAAGAAGAAGAGAUGAUUAAGAGAAGAUUGGAUUUCAAUGGUGGGAAGUACGAAAAUGCGGCGACGACGUCGUCGUGUGGGUCGAAAGAAGAAGAAGUGAAGUGGGAAAUGAGGCCCGGUGGCAUGUUGGUGCAGCAAAGAAGUGAGAAUUUUGGUGCUCCACCUCCAAAAUUGCGUAUUCGAGUAGCUUAUGGUGCCCUUCGCUACGAGAUCGCUGCACACUCACUAGCAACAUUCGGGGAAUUGAAGAAGCUGCUAACGGCAGAGACCGGGCUACAACCUGGUGAACAGAGGAUUAUUUUCAGAGGAAAAGAGAGAGAAAAUGGAGAGUAUUUGGAUAUUUGUGGAGUCAAAGACCGCUCAAAAGUCAUACUAAUCGAGGAUCCAGAAAGCAUCGAGAGAAGAUUUAUUGAGAUGCGUCGGAAUGCGAAGAUCCAGACCGUUCAUCGCUUAAUCAAUGAUGUGAGUGAAGAGGUUGAUAAGCUGGCGAAGCAGGUUUCUGCAAUAGAGAAGUCAAUCGCAAUUGGUAAUAAAGUAGCAGAAUUACAAAUCACCACUUUGACUGAGAUGUUAAUGAGACAAGCUGUGAAGCUAGAUAGCAUCUCAACAGAAGGAGAUGCAUGUGCGCUCAAAGAUUUCCAGGGCAAGAGAGUGCAGAAGUGUGUGGAAACCCUAGAUCAUGUACUCAAGGUAUCAAGUGCAAGGGCAAAACCUGUUAUAGUGACAACCAAGUGGGAAACUUUCGAUCCACUAUGCAACACCACGACGACUAAUUGGCAACUUUUCGAUUAAAUCUCCUUUUUUUUCCUUUUCCAAUUUCUCAAUGGACUUCCCUCUUUAUUUGUCACUUCCAAAUGGAAUGUAUUAAAGAGUAAUUCAUUUGUUAGGAUUAUUUUGAGAUUCAUCGUAACUAAUUGAUUGUGGCGUACAAUGUUAUGUUGCCACUCACCUCCUAUCUACAAAUAGAAAUAGAAUGAUAAUGUAAUGCUUCGUUGUGUGAAAA
This is a messenger RNA of Olea europaea var. sylvestris, 1152 nucleotides long. Its product is annotated as BAG family molecular chaperone regulator 2-like. Gene Ontology annotation, molecular function: adenyl-nucleotide exchange factor activity; protein-folding chaperone binding. The transcript has 4 exons. Lineage: Eukaryota; Viridiplantae; Streptophyta; Magnoliopsida; Lamiales; Oleaceae. The record is from RefSeq and is a predicted model, not a curated record. Gene Ontology annotation, biological process: protein stabilization. The coding region runs from base 114 to 941 and encodes 275 amino acids. Gene Ontology annotation, cellular component: cytoplasm.